AUGGAAACCUCCCGCCGUCCUUAUCUGAAAUCCCUUGGCCAUCGCGGCACCAUUGAAGGAGUGACUGUCUCUGUGGGCCAGUCAGACCUAUGUCAUUAUUUUGGAGGUGUUCGCUAUGCCCUUCCACCUCCUGAGCGCUGGCGCAGGGCUCGCCGUCUACCAUCUGAUUAUACCUAUGGCAGCAAAACUGAUCCCGGUCGCUGUACUGGAGGCGCUGGGGUCUGCCCGCAGCCCGGAUUCAUGACGCAAGCCAAUCCAACCGAGAAGGACUGGACUGAAGAUUGUUUCCAAUGCAAUGUCUAUGUGCCAACCGAGGAGGCUCCACAGGAUGGCUGGCCUGUCUUUGUUUUCAUACAUGGUGGAUGGCUCCAAUUCGGUUCUCCAAAUGGGUUCAAUGUUGCUGCGUUGCUUGGUGAGACCGAAUUUAAAGCUGUUGUGGUCAUGCCGGCCUAUCGAGUCAAUGUGUUCGGGUUCCUAUAUUCCGCGGAGUUGGAGCAAGAUGCAGCUUCUGUUGGCGAAACAACGGGAAACCAUGGCUUCUGGGACCAGAGACUAGCCUUGGAAUGGACCAAGGACAACAUUCACUUGUUUGGAGGCGAUGCUGAGAAAAUUACAAUAUCGGGAUACUCUGCUGGCGCCAACUCGGUUUUCCACCAGCUCGCAUACGAUCUUCGUCAACCUGACAAGAAAGCCAUUGUUCGGCAAGCAAUAAUGUUUUCUAACUCCUCGGCUGUACAGCCAAAGUAUCCAGCAGAGACUCAACACCAAUUCGAUGAGCUUCUCACAGCACUAGACAUACCCUUACAGCUUUCGGCCAAAGACAAGGUCGCCCGGCUGCGCUCUACGCGACCCAAGAUCCUUCUAGACGCAAUUAAGACAAUGGGCCUGCAUCAGUUCCGACCCACAACGGACGGCGGUUUCGUUCUCCCAACUCUCUUCGAAUCUCUCGACACCGGCGAAUUCGCCAAGCGAAUACUGGAUCGGAACAUUCGCCUAAUCAUAGGUGAAUGUCGUGACGAGCACUACCUGUAUAGCAUCUGGUUCCCACCAAAGGAAAACACUCUUCCUGCAUUACGAAAACGCCUUAUCGCCGACUACCCUGAGCGGAUCGUCGAUGUCAUCAUCCCGCUGCAUUACCCCGAUGGCAAACUGCCAGCCGACCGCGAAAACUGGGUGCCCGAUGCCUGGGGCAAGAUCUAUGCCGAUAUGCAGGUCCACCAUAUGCAGCGCGGCCUUAUCCAUGCUCUCACCACCAAUUCGACAGGGGUGGAUGUCUCCCAUUUGAUAUACCGCUAUCGUAUCGAAUUUCGCGCGAAGUGCACGGAUGAGUCUCUGCCUGUCGAAUGGGGUGUUACACACUCGUCUGACUACCCUCUUUGGUUUUGGGGUAAUGGGAAACUGUUGACGGAUGGCGAGAAAACCAUCACCCGGAAUGCUUUCACGAGGCCCUUGGGUCGAUUUGUGCGGAUUGAGGAUGAUUUUGGUUGGGGUACAAGUGGCAAAAGCACUGUCCGAACUAUCAAGCCGGAUGGUACCUAUAGGAUAGAGAAUGAUCCACUGUGGGAGACGGGCGUUAGAGCGUGGAAGACUACUCGUAGUGUUGACACUUACAGGUCAAAGAUAUAA
Messenger RNA from Penicillium chermesinum, 1626 nucleotides. RefSeq names its product putative carboxylesterase. The record is from RefSeq and is a predicted model, not a curated record. Bases 1 to 1626 code for a protein of 541 amino acids. The transcript is spliced from 3 exons. Lineage: Eukaryota; Fungi; Ascomycota; Eurotiomycetes; Eurotiales; Aspergillaceae.